Molecule: messenger RNA, 552 nt
Organism: Mesocestoides corti
Lineage: Eukaryota; Metazoa; Platyhelminthes; Cestoda; Cyclophyllidea; Mesocestoididae
Source: the annotation of a GenBank genome assembly
AUGAGUUCCCAUCUUGGAGACGGUCCGAUGGGAACGCGUGUUGGCAGAACAUCUCCGAGCACCGAAGGGAUCAAAGCCUUCUCUCUCUUUGGAUGCGCUCACGAGACGAACCGACACGGACACCUGUGCACGCUUUGUCCACUCAGGCGAAAGCCAGGGCGCGCACCAACCCUUGCAUUAGCUCCCUUCAUCUUCCUCCUUCGCUUCCUUUAUGCACCACUAAUUGCUACGCCCUGGCGCCCCACCAAAUUACUCAAAGCCUCCGUCGCCUUUUCACCCCUUGAUGAACUUAAUAUGCAAAGCAUUGCGGCUGUUUUGCGCAGGUUACCACUCUCUGCAGAGGCUGGUGGACAGACAGGUCGCUCCUGUUGUGUGUGUCUUGCUUGCCGGCGGCAAGCCUCCAGCCUUGUGUGUGUUCUUCCGCUUACUGGAGGGAAAGAGGAGCAGGAGGAGGCAGCUGGAGGCGAGAACGCGGGCACGACAACACGCACACUCGCGCGCUAUUCAUUCAGCUUCCCAACCUCUACACUGUGGUCGCAGCGUGUGCGCUAG